GACUUUCAUGUCGAGCCCUCGUGGGAUCGUUGGAGGUUUUUGUGCAACUUAUUAGAGAUUGGCCUAAUAACUGCGAGCAAGGGUGUGGUGGUUCAUGGGGCGCAAUACCGCUGCACACAGACGCUGGGGCCAGUCCGUUGAGCGGCCAUUGAACGGGGAUGGGGCCACUGAUACCGCACUGGCACCAGCGCGCCGAAAGCGAUUGAUUGAUUGGGGCGCUGGGGGGGGAAGGGAAAAAAAGACAAUUGCAGUGCAGAGAGCAAGCAUCAGUGAUGGAAGUCGUCAAGUGGGCCGGGUACAAAGUGCAAGUGGUACAAAUUGGGCCGCUGGGGUGCCAGGGUCAGGGGGUGCUAGGGCCAGGGCCAGGGCAGCCAGGGCGUCCGUCCAGGGCAGGGGCCAGGGAGUAUCCGUCAGGGUCAAGUGUGUCCAGUGCAAGUGCAACUGGGCACUUUGGUACCUCGAGCUGCCCGGCAAUAAAAGUUGCAAGGAUUGCGGCGCCCCGGUCUUUGGAGAGGCACGCGGGCUGGCUGCUAAUCAAGAAUACUUUUUGCCAUGCCACUACCUCCACGUGGUACAUGGUAUGCCACUAUAUGCCAGCCGAGCUAGAUAUGUUGGACACGUUACCACAGGCGGCGAGCGACUGUUGCCCACAAGACUGAUAGCAUAAAGAAAGGUGCUUGAGUAC
This is a messenger RNA of Pseudomassariella vexata, 685 nucleotides long. RefSeq lists its product as uncharacterized. The coding region runs from base 95 to 667 and encodes 190 amino acids. The record is from RefSeq and is a predicted model, not a curated record. NCBI's taxonomy places the organism in Eukaryota, Fungi, Ascomycota, Sordariomycetes, Amphisphaeriales, Pseudomassariaceae. The transcript has a single exon.